AUGGCUGCUGAUGAAGCGGAAAUGGUUUUAGAUGGAUCUGUGGAUUUGAGGGGAAAACCAGUUGUACGUGAAAGGACAGGGGGCUGGAGGGCUUGUUCUCUAAUCAUUGGCUACGAAUUUGUUGAACGAUUGGCAUUUGCGGGCGUAUGGGCAAACUUAGUGGUGUAUCUGACCACCAAGCUGCAUGAAGGCACUGUUUCCUCCGCUAGGAAUUCCAGUAAUUGGAAUGGCACUCUCUGGAUUACUCCUUUAAUUGGGGCAUACAUUGCCGAUACAUACUUGGGCCGCUUUUGGACAUUCAUAGUAUUUUCUUGUGUAUAUAUUCUGGGAAUGGGGAUUUUGACUCUGGCACAAACAUUGAAGUCUCUCAGACCGCCAGAAUGCACACCCAAUGAAAUCUGUCAUAAGGCAUCGUCUCUGCAGAUUGGGAUUUUUUACUUUGCUUUGUAUAUUCUUGCUGUGGCUUCUGGAGGGACCAAACCAUGCAUCUCCACUAUUGGUGCGGAUCAGUUUGAUGAAUUUCAUCCCAAGGAAAAGCUGCGGAAGAGCAGCUUUUUCAAUUGGUGGAUUUUUGUUGUCUUCGGUGGAAGUGUCGUUGGUCAGACACUGAUUGUGUAUAUCCAAGAUAACAUUAGUUGGGGAUUGGCCAGUGGAAUCAUAACGGGAGCCCUAAUAAUAUCCUAUAUUUUGUUCAUGAUAGGAAUUCCACUAUAUAGACAUAAAGUUCGGGCGGGUAGCCCACUGAAGCGAAUGGCUAAAGUCAUUUCUAGGGUUAUUCAGAACUGGAAAGUGCAGGUUCCUACAGAUGCAUCCUGUCUUUAUGAAGUAGAUAGAAAGGAAUACCUUUCUCAGGGUCGAUACCCAAUUGGUCAUACAAAACUAAUGAGAUUUAUGGACAAAGCAGCCAUGCAAACUACCUCUGGCUCUAAUCCCUGCACUGUGACAGACGUGGAGGAGACAAAGCUCGUGAUAAGAAUCCUUCCAAUUUGGCUGACUCUCAUUUUCCCGAGUACUUUAUUAACUCAAUCUGCAACACUUUUCAUAAAGCAGGGCAUGACUCUGAAUAGGCAUAUGGGUCCUAACUUCCAAAUUCCUCCAGCUAGUAUCGGAGUUUUUCUUCAAAUAUCAAUGCUCUCCUCCCUUGUACUUUAUGAUCGCAUCUUAGUCCCAGUAUGCCGAAGAUUCACUGGAAAUCCACGAGGCAUAACAAUACUACAGAGGAUGGGAGUUGGUCUAGUUCUCUAUACUUUUUCUAUGGUAGCAGCCGUAAUAACAGAAAUGAAAAGGUUAGAUGUCGUUAAAAGCCAUGGUCUUGCAGAUGAUGCAAAUGCAAUUGUGCCACGGAGCAUCUUCAUACUGCUUCCAGAGUUUAGUGUAAUGGGUAUCGCAGAAGCCUUUUUAGAAGUAGGAAAAUUGGAGUUCUUUUAUGAUCAAGCACCUGAGAGUAUGCAAAGUUUGGGAACUUCACUGUAUGCAGCCUCGCUGGGAGUUGGAGCCUUUCUCAACAGUGUUAUACUCACCGCUGUAAAUAACAUUACAGGGGGAGGGGGUCAUCAAAGCUGGAUAUUAGAUAAUGUGAAUGCCUCACGCUUCCAUUACUAUUUCGCUUUGUUAGCAAUUCUCAAUACCCUCAACUACAUUUUCUUUUUGACCUUGUCCUGUUUCUACACAUACAAGAGAGAAACAAGCCAAGUGUUCGGUGAAGAGUACACCAAGUCAACAGAUAUAGCCCCCUCUAACAAUCACAAUGGUGAUGGGAUUCACGAAGGCAUUCAGUGA
Molecule: messenger RNA, 1779 nt
Organism: Cryptomeria japonica (Japanese cedar)
Lineage: Eukaryota; Viridiplantae; Streptophyta; Pinopsida; Cupressales; Cupressaceae
Product: protein NRT1/ PTR FAMILY 5.3-like
Exons: 4
Coding region: 1-1779 (592 amino acids)
Biological process (GO): transmembrane transport
Cellular component (GO): membrane
Molecular function (GO): transmembrane transporter activity
Source: RefSeq, a predicted model, not a curated record